AUGGCGGCGAAGGAGGACGAGAAUUCUGUGUCAUACAGCUUGGAUCAUUUUACCGAACUCAAAGAAGUAACAUCAUUGAUCGAAUCAAUAGGAACCAUAUGUCAUGAUAAUAUUUUACUCGAGGCUGCAGAGGAGCGGUUAAUUCUUAUAUUGAAUAAGUAUCAGGAACAGCCACAUUUAUUGGAUCCGCAUUUAGAAAGCCUUGUACAGAAAUUGCAACAUAUAGUCUGUGAUGCAUCAAACCCAGCUAAAGUGAUUCAGCAGGGAUUCAAAUAUUUAUAUUUAAUCACCAAGGUCAGGGGACCAAAAUAUGUGGUACGGCUGUUUUCUCAUGAAGUUACCGACGUGGAACCAGUUCUUGGAAUGCUGUAUCAGCAAAAUCCUCAAGAUCAUGAGACCUGGGAGACACGAUAUGUUCUUCUCCUGUGGUUGUCUAUUGUUUGCAUGAUACCCUUUGACAUGGCUCGCUUUGAUGGACGGAGAGAUGCCAAUAGUGGAACACAGGAGAGACGCAGGCCUGUGGUGGAGAGAAUUCUUGAAACUGCAAAGAUGUAUCUUUCAGUUCCAGACAAAUCAAGAGAUGCUGCUGCAUUAGUUAUCUCAAAGUUUGUUACAAGACCGGAUGUGAAGAAAGAAAAGCUGGCAGAAUUUCUGGACUGGUGUUUGAUGAGGAUGGAGAGAGCAAAUGGAGAGACAAUGGAUGGAAUGCUGCUGUUGACAGGGAUCUUGACAACAUUGGCUCUGCUUUUCAAGCAUGGAAAGAGAGAUGACUUAAUACCAUAUGCUCCUAUAGUUUUGAAGCAAAUAGGGGUGCGCGAGAUUUCAAAGAUCAAUAACACGCUGCUUAGGAAACUGAAUAUUAAACUUACACAGCGUCUUGGUUUGACAUUUCUGAAGCCAAGAAUAGCAGCCUGGAGAUAUCAGAGAGGGAGUCGAUCUUUGGCUUACAACCUUGCCAAUCCAUUCUCUCAAGAACAGAAUGAAAAUAGUCACCACACAGCAGGACUAAACACAGCUGAGGAAGAAGAUUAUGAUGUUCCUGAAGAACUAGAAGAUAUCAUUGAGAAACUUUUGACUGGUCUCAGAGAUAAGGAUACCGUAGUGCGAUGGUCAGCGGCUAAAGGGAUUGGAAGGAUAACUGGGAGACUUCCUCAAGAAUUAGCCGACCAGAUUGUGGAAAACGUCUUAGAAUUAUUCAGUACCCGAGAAUCAGAUUGUGGCUGGCACGGAGGUUGUCUAGCUCUCGCUGAACUCGGUCGUAGAGGACUUCUUUUACCCAAUAGGCUCCCUGAAGUUGUUCCUGUUGUGCUGAAAGCCUUGUCGUAUGAUGAAAUGAGAGGAACAUACAGUGUUGGGAGCCACGUUAGGGAUGGCGCUUGUUAUGUUUGUUGGUCAUUCGCCAGAGCUUACGAUCCACAAGAGAUCCAACCGCACGUGCACGGCAUAUCCAGUUCUCUAAUAACUGCUGCUCUGUUUGACCGAGAAGUGAACUGCAGGCGGGCUGCGUCGGCUGCAUUUCAAGAAAAUGUGGGAAGACAGGGAACUUUUCCUCAUGGCAUCGAUAUUCUUACGAUGGCUGACUAUUUUGCGGUUGGGAACAGAGUGAAUACAUACUUGACUGUAAGUGUAUCAGUAGCGGAGUUUAAGGAAUAUACAAAGGCGUUGAUUGACCAUCUCGCAGAUGUCAAGUUACAACACUGGGAUAGAAACAUUCGAGAACUGGCGUCUCAAGCUUUACACAAUCUAACUCCUUCAGAUCCCGAAUACAUGGCUAAGACUGUUUUUCCAAAAGUGCUUUUACAAAUGAACAAUAUCGACCUGAACACGCGCCAUGGCUGCAUCCUGGGUUGCUCUGAAGUUAUACACGCUCUGUUUCUAUACGCUAAGGAAACCGGAAGAUUGCUGACAGACGUGGUUGACAAAGGUUGCUUUGAAAUCGUGAAAGACUUUGUACCUCAGCUCAACUCAGCAAAAAGCUUCAGAGGUCUAGGAGGGGACUACAUGCGGCAGGCAGUUUGUCAUUUAAUAAUGAAAUUGUCCUUAUCGGAAUUACCUUGGCAUGGAGAUCAGAUAAUUGGCGUAUUUCAAGACACUAUCGAUGACAACCUCUCCCACACAGAACCUGUUAUACAGGAAGGAGCUGUUCGAGCCCUCGGUGCUUUAUGCCAGCAGUAUUACGUCAAAGACGACGGUGGAGCUAUUGAUGGAAUACAAGAUAGAAUCAUCACACAUUACGUUGGGCAGUUAAAAAGCCCUUCCGAGUUCUCAAGAGUUGGGUUCGCUCAAGCUUUAGGAUUUUUGCCAAAAUUCAUGUUGUCAUCCAGGUUAAAAGUGGCAUUUACAGGUUUAAUCACAGCUUCACAGGUAGCGGAUGAUCCAGGAAAAUUUGCUGAAUCAAGAAGAGAGGCACUUAAUUCUCUUGCAAGAAUCGCUUGCACCGUUGGAUUAAGUAGGACUGGAGACGAGGAAGAAAUUGUCACAGAAAGCAGUCUUCAUGAACUUUAUGAGGCUUUUUUCGUUGCUAUGAAUGACUACACGAUUGACAGCAGAGGAGACGUCGGAGCUUGGGUGCGUGAAGCCAGCAUGAGCGGGUUGGAAACCCUGACCCGAUAUGUUGCAGAAAACGAUCCUUCUCUUUUUACACCACAGAUCUGUGAGCGGGUGAUGUGCUGUCUUGCGCAGCAGUCUUCUGAGAAAAUAGAUCGCACGAGAGCUCAUGCCGGAGAGAUUUUCCUUAGACUUCUGUAUAUGGACAGUCCUACGUUGCCGCAUAUACCGCACCACAAAGAACUUCUCGACAUUUUUCCUAAGGAUAAGUGCUUGGAAAUGAACUGGAGCGCCUCUGCUGAAUGUUUUCCACGAAUAACGAAGCUCCUCGGUUUGGCGUCGUACAGAAGGUCUGUUCUUCUCGGCUUGACUGUCAGUGUGGGAGGACUAACUGAAUCACUGGUGCGACAUUCUCAUUCAUCGUUGCUAAGAUUCUUGAAAGUCAUAAGCAAGAGUGAGCUUGAGAUGAACGAGAUUGCGGAAACCCUUUUAGAUAUUUUUCGGAAGAAUGAAAAAAAUGACAGAAUAAUAGUUCCCUUAUUCAAGAUGCUUGAUAUGCUGCUAGCCAAUGGCUGCUUCGAGCUGUUCACUCAGGAUGAAAGCCAUCCAUUCUCUGCAGCUGUUUUGGACCUCACCAAAAAGGAAAUCUUCAAAAUUGGCGACGCUAGAAAGCUAAUCACGAGUGUCAGCGUGUUUUGUGGCCUAUUACAGUUUCCAGGGGCGACAAGAAUGAAAGCUUUCCAACAGCUUUCCAUAUUUCUUUGUCACAGAUACCCUCAGGUUCGUAAAACUACCGCUGACCACCUGUACUCAGCAGUGUUGACCUAUGAUGACAUCAUACCGGCGGAAAAUUUAGAUGAAGUGUUAACGAUACUGACCGAAACUUCAUGGGAUGCGAAGAUUGAAGAACUUCGUGUCAUAAGAAACAGACUUUGCGACAUUGUAGGCAUCCCUCAUCCGGUUUUAAAGUCUUCUACGGCGCCAACCGCCGUCAAGAAAAAGAAAGACGAAUUAGACAGCUACAAAGACUUGGUCAGUCGUGGAUAUUAGAACUUUUCUGUAAAUAACACCCCAUGGAAUUCAUGAGGUAGCUGCAUGUGAGUGGAAACGAUGCACAGUCCACCGGUUCAUCUGCUGUGAGAAGGCCGAUUUUCAUCGGUAAACAGACGUAAAAACAGGUGGCAUACGAAAUCUUGGUGGUCUCUAAUUACGGCGCUUGUACGUUUGGAAAAUGUUCCGACUAAAAGUAUUGAAGAUGGACAAGUCACUGCUCUUGUGUACAGGUCUUUUCGUAAACUGGAAAGCUUUACAGAUCAGUUAUUUCCGGAGUGAAGCCAAGAAUUAUCUUUACCAGUUUGCCAAGGAGUACUCAUAAUCAUAUCAACACGAGCUGCUUUAAUUUAGGCAUAUCGUUCUCAUGGGAACAUCAUUUUCUUUCUGAAGAAAUUUGUUAAAUAUCUAAUUUAUUUAUUUAAAGAAAAGAAGCUAACAUCGUAAAAUGCAAGGUAACCUGCAUGUGUGCGAGUGUUUGGAAUAUUUCUAUUUCACAUGAUGGUGCCCGUACAUUCUUUACAUGUAAUGAAAACCAAAAU
Messenger RNA from Pocillopora verrucosa, 4139 nucleotides. RefSeq names its product tubulin-specific chaperone D. Gene Ontology annotation, molecular function: GTPase activator activity; beta-tubulin binding. Gene Ontology annotation, biological process: bicellular tight junction assembly; adherens junction assembly; microtubule cytoskeleton organization. Gene Ontology annotation, cellular component: lateral plasma membrane. Lineage: Eukaryota; Metazoa; Cnidaria; Anthozoa; Scleractinia; Pocilloporidae. The record is from RefSeq and is a predicted model, not a curated record.